Tuber melanosporum (Perigord truffle) is the source of this 1950-nucleotide messenger RNA. RefSeq lists its product as uncharacterized. The record is from RefSeq and is a predicted model, not a curated record. Lineage: Eukaryota; Fungi; Ascomycota; Pezizomycetes; Pezizales; Tuberaceae. Gene Ontology annotation, molecular function: glutaminyl-tRNA synthase (glutamine-hydrolyzing) activity. The coding region runs from base 1 to 1791 and encodes 596 amino acids. The transcript is spliced from 2 exons. Gene Ontology annotation, biological process: mitochondrial translation; glutaminyl-tRNAGln biosynthesis via transamidation.
AUGCCACCCCGCACCCCCGCAACGGCAUAUAUCUGCCAAUCCUGUCUCCGCACCUUCCACCUCCGCCUCCGGCUCCACUCAAUCCCCCUCCGAAGACUAACGACGACAACCACCACUCCACCAUCCCCCGAAACCGGAACAUUCCGUAAAGACCUGAAAACAAGGCUAAAAUCCGAGCGCAGAUCCCGCCAAUCCCUAAAGUGCAGGACCUUCCCGGAAGCAUACGUGGUAACCUGUGGCCUAGAAAUCCACGCGCAACUCAACUGCGCUAGAAAGCUUUUCAGCCGGUCAAGCACGAGCAUCAGCGCCCCCCCAAACACACAUAUUGCGCCCUUCGACGCAGCGCUACCAGGGUCGCAACCGAGGCUUAAUAAAUCUGUCCUACUACCCGCGCUAAGAGCAGCGAUCGCACUUCGGUGCAGGGUGAAUGAGGUGUCCAGGUUUGAUAGGAAGCAUUACUUUUACUGGGAUCAACCGAGCGGGUACCAGAUCACGCAGUUCUACUCUGCCCUCGCGAAUGACGGGCACGUAAUGCUGUACCCGCACGAUACCCCAUACGCGAGUAGCGGGGGGGUCCGCGUGCCCAUUCGCCAAGUUCAGUUGGAGCAGGACACUGGCAAGACGAUUGCUAGCGCAAAUGUCUCGCUGGUGGACCUCAACCGCGUUGGCGCGGGGCUCGUGGAAAUUAUUACCGCUCCAUUUGACAUUCCCGGUGUGGCGUUUGCUUCGGCUGUUAUGAAGAAGUUGCAGGCUACGCUGCGUUCCGUGGGGGCUUGUGUCGUGGGUAUGGAGUGGGGAGGGCUCCGCGCUGAUGUUAACGUUUCUGUGCGCUCCAAGGGCGUGCAGGAGCUUGGGCGGCGCUGCGAGAUUAAGAAUUUGAGCUCGCUGAAGUUGGUUGAGGAGGCGAUAACCGCUGAGGUGGAGAGGCAGGUGCGGAUUUUGGAGAACGGCGGGGUGGUCGAGGGUGAGACGAGGGGUUGGGAUGUUGAGAAGGGGACUACGAAGAGGCUUAGAGGGAAGGAAAGGGGGGUGGAUUAUAGGUAUAUGCCUGACCCAGACCUGGGUCCUGUGGUUAUUGCGCCGGGGGUUGUAGAGAGUGUGAGGAAGGAGUUGCCACUGCUGCCUGAUGAAGUCCUCGAACAGCUCACGGGAACGGGAUAUCACUUAAACGUGAGGGAUGCACAAACGUUAAUGAUGUGGGACGAAGGAGAAGUAGGGGUAAUAUCCUACUACAAAGACGUCGUCGAAAAGGUCACCACCGCGUUAGGAACCGCCGAAACAGCAAAACAAAAGAAAGGCAAAGAAGUCGGAAAAAUAGUUGGAAACUGGCUAAUCCACGGACUCGGCGGAACGCUAACAACCCAUGCCCUCCCCUGGCCCCUUAACCCCCUCACACCAACCACUCUCUCAUCACUAAUCACCCACCUCCUAACCAACAAGAUCACCUCCGCUACUGCGAAAUCCCUCCUGUCAACAACCCUAUUCUCUCCCAGCGAAACCAGAACCGUGGAGCAGAUAAUCGAGCAGGAGAAUCUCGCGAUAAAAGCCUUGUCGGAAGCGGAGCUGGAGGAGAUUGUGCGCCGGACCGUGACGAGCGAUGAUGACGAUGGGCGGAGCGUUGGUGUUCUGGUGCAGCUUCGUGGGCUACAAGAGGAUGGGGGGGGGAGAGGGGAGAAGAGGAAGGGCCUUGCGAGCUUUUUCGUCGGGAAGGUUAUGAAGGAGUUGGCGAGGAGUGUGAGGGCAGAGAGGGUAGAGGCUGCCGUGGAGAAGGUUUUGAGGGAGGUGGUGUAACGGGGGAGGACGAUUUGUUAGCGUUUAAAAGGGCACGGUAAGGGAGAUAGGCUGAAGUGAUGUUGGGAGAUUGGCUUUGGGCUUGGGAUAGAAAUCAAUAGGUGACAUUAGCGCUUCCUGGCAAUGAUAGAGGGAGGUUAUGAUAACACCUUUAAAUCC